Penicillium griseofulvum is the source of this 1311-nucleotide messenger RNA. Its product is annotated as actin-related protein 3. Gene Ontology annotation, biological process: Arp2/3 complex-mediated actin nucleation. The transcript is spliced from 4 exons. The coding region runs from base 1 to 1311 and encodes 436 amino acids. Gene Ontology annotation, molecular function: actin filament binding. The record is from RefSeq and is a predicted model, not a curated record. Gene Ontology annotation, cellular component: Arp2/3 protein complex; actin cortical patch. NCBI's taxonomy places the organism in Eukaryota, Fungi, Ascomycota, Eurotiomycetes, Eurotiales, Aspergillaceae.
AUGGCGUCCCAAACCCCAGCCGUUGUCAUGGACAACGGAACUGGCUAUUCCAAGCUUGGUUUCGCCGGUAACGACUCCCCCUCAUUUGUGUUUCCGACUGCAAUUGCAACUAGGGCUGCUGGAAGUGCCGGGAGCUCCGGGGGCCGGCCCCCAGUCGCAAACAAGCCCUCAUUCCUAGGUACUGGCGGGGGUAGCUCCAACCUGUCUGCAAAGCGUGGCACUGAAGACCUGGAUUUCUUUAUCGGCGAUGAAGCGCUGGCUGCGGGCAAUGGCCCAGGAUAUGGCGUUAAUUACCCGAUCAGGCAUGGACAGAUUGAGAACUGGGACCACAUGGAACGAUUCUGGUCGAACUCGAUCUUCAAAUAUCUACGCGUGGAGCCCGAGGACCACUACUUCCUACUCACCGAACCUCCUCUGAACCCUCCCGAGAACCGCGAGAACACCGCCGAAAUCAUGUUCGAGUCGUUCAACUGCGCCGGUCUGUACAUUGCUGUGCAAGCAGUUCUCGCCCUUGCCGCAUCAUGGACAUCCUCCAAGGUGACAGACCGAUCCCUUACCGGAACCGUCAUCGACUCGGGUGACGGUGUUACCCACGUUAUCCCCGUCGCCGAGGGCUACGUCAUCGGGUCCUCCAUCAAGAGUAUCCCGAUUGCUGGACGAGACAUCACAUAUUUCGUGCAGAGCUUGCUACGUGACCGUGGCGAGCCUGACAGCAGCUUGAAGACAGCAGAGAAAGUGAAGGAGGAGUACUGUUACGUCAGCCCCGAUAUUGUCAAGGAGUUCGCACGUUACGACCGCGAGCCAGAUCGCUUCCUGAAGCACACCGUCACUGCGCCAAACGGGCGAAGUGUAAACAUUGACAUUGGAUAUGAACGUUUCCUCGCUCCGGAGAUUUUCUUCAACCCUGAAAUCUACUCGUCCGACUUCCUCACCCCGCUCCCCAAUGUUGUUGACGGCGUCAUCCAGUCCUCCCCGAUUGACGUCCGGAGAGGUCUCUAUAAGAACAUUGUGCUCUCUGGUGGUUCUACUCUGUACAAGGACUUUGGUCGUCGUCUACAGCGUGACAUUCGUCACUUGGUUGAUGCACGAAUUCGUGCCUCCGAGGCUCGUAGCGGUGGCGCACGGAGUGGUGGUCUCGAUGUUGCUGUUGUCACCCACAAGCGCCAGCGCCACGGCCCCUGGUUCGGAGGUAGUCUGCUGGGCCAGACGCCUGAGUUCCGGAGCUACUGCCACACUAAGGCGGAGUAUGACGAGAUAGGUCCCAGCAUUGUGCGGCGAUUCGCGCUGCUUGGUGGCCCAGGAAGCUCGUAG